AUCAUCUCAGGCGGGACACAUGUUGUAACUACACGGUGUCGUGUCGUUUACACGCCUGGCGCACGUUUUACCGCUCGUGAUUUUCCAUACGUGCCGCAGGGGCUAUAGGCUCUCCCACACGCACGCGCGGAUCGACGUCGGGACGCCACUCGAUGUCAGGGGUGCAGAUCCUGGCGCUCCUGGGGGGCCUGGUGGGACUGGGGGCCACCAUUGGGGCCACGGUGUCCAACGAGUGGAGGGUGACCAGCAGGGCCUCCUCUGUCAUCACCGCCACCUGGGUCCUCCAGGGACUCUGGAACAACUGUGCCGGGAACGCGCUCGGAGCGCUGCACUGUCGGCCCCACCACACCCUGCUGAAGCUGGACGGCUACGUCCAGGCUUGCAGAGGAUUGAUGGUGGCAGCUGUGUGCCUGGGGUUCUUUGGCUCGGUGUUUGUCCUUGUUGGGAUGAAAUGCACAACCAUCGGAGGAACUGACAAGAGCAAAGCCCGGCUGGCCGGUGUCGGUGGUGUAAACUUCAUCCUAAGCGGGCUGUGCUCGCUCUCAGCGUGCUCUCUGUACGCUCACCGGAUCACCGCAGAGUUCUUCGACCUCGUGUCGGUGUCUCAGAAGUACGAGAUGGGGCCCGCGCUCUUCGUCGGCUGGGCGGGGGCCCUCCUGUGUCUGGCCGGAGGGGUGACGCUCUUCUUCUCCAGUGUGGGCUCCUGCACCGACAGGCGGCCCCAGUCCAGGUACGUCUACAAAGGGGCGGGGACUCAGUCCCAUGUGACGUCGGCCACCCGGGAGCCCCUGAGGCCGGCCGGCCAGAGGCCCCCCCACCCCAAGGGCAGCACCUCCUCCGGCACCAAGAACUUUGACAAGAGCGUCUACGUGUGAGAGGAGCCCACCACUUUAAGGGGGUUCUUUACUUUAAAACUUUUUUUUUAAUGUUUUUUUGAAACAAUUAAAUUGUUUGAUAGUUAAAGUGUGAAACACUUUCAUGACAUUCGGAUGACGAUAGAUGCUGUCGAUUUGCAUAUUGUGGUCCAAUAUUGUACAUGCUGCAAAUUGUAUAAAGAUACGUAUGUAAUAUAGUUUACUCUCUAAUCGUUUUCUAGAUGCAGUACUUUUCUAGAAGACGGCUUUCUCAAAUAGUUCCUUUG
This is a messenger RNA of Gadus chalcogrammus (walleye pollock), 1141 nucleotides long. Its product is annotated as claudin-10-like. The record is from RefSeq and is a predicted model, not a curated record. The transcript is spliced from 5 exons. Bases 153 to 875 code for a protein of 240 amino acids. Gene Ontology annotation, cellular component: bicellular tight junction; plasma membrane. Gene Ontology annotation, molecular function: structural molecule activity. Lineage: Eukaryota; Metazoa; Chordata; Actinopteri; Gadiformes; Gadidae. Gene Ontology annotation, biological process: bicellular tight junction assembly; cell adhesion.